AUGGGUGGCGUUAGGAUGGACAAUAUGUAUGACUCGGAGGACUCGAUGGGCUCCAUCGCGCCGCUGCCUCCCGUGCUGCAGCGUGGCCUCAUCGCUGUUUCUGCGUUCGCUUUACUGUCCUGGGCGACCUCGCUGACCUUAUUUGUGUAUCUAACAUACAGGCUCGCCGUUUGGCAAAUGCGGCCCUUCUUCGACAAUAUACAACCUUUAGAGGCAGCAGCAGCAUCAGGCCCAGAGCAGGCUGAGUCUCCAGACGAACUGGGUACUACAGAUGUCAAUGGAUUCUUAGUCCCGGACACAUAUCUGUGCCCCCCGAAUGACGAAGAUCAAGAGCUCCAGCCUCGGCGGCGUCGGCGGCGGCCGGGCUUCUGGGCCCUGCUACUCCAGACGCGGCCAAACCAGUUCCUGGUGCUAAUAUACUGCCUACUCUUCGCCGACAUGCAGCAGGCGCUAGCCUUUCUGCUCAAUGCCUGCUGGCUGCGCAUGGAUGCCGUGGCCGUGGGCACUGCGGCGUGCUGGGCGCAGGGCUGGUUCGUCUCGGUCGGGGACCUGGCCAGCAGCGUCUUCAUCACCGCCAUCGCCGCCCACACCUACCUCGGCGUAGCGCGCGGCUACCACUUGCCAUCCCGCGUCUUCUACGCGGGCAUCGCAGCGCUUUGGGGCUUCGUGUACGGUAUGGCGGUCUUGGGCGUUCUUAUCACGGAGAAUGGGAGGAGGGUUGGGGGGUUAUACGUCAGAGCUGGCGCUUGGUGUUGGAUCAACGCCUCAUACCAGGACCUACGCCUGGCGUUGCAUUAUCUAUGGAUAUUCAUCUCCCUCGGCGUGACCUCCGUCAUCUACUUUUCCAUCUACUUGACCCUUCAUCUCCAGAAGCGAAACCCAGUAUCUGGGGCUUCUAGCCCGAGCCUGCGCUACCCAAAUACCCAGAGUACGAGUCUGGACCUGCGGUAUCGCCAUCCCUUUUCUGUGCCCUUGAGCCCAAACCCAUCUGUCUCUUCCGUGUCCACACUACCGUCCAAGGACGGCGAAGCGCCGCCCAACGCAGGGCAUCCGAGGUCGUCACAUGAACCGCCCCGAAAAGCAGUUCGACCACCACCUUCCACCUCUUCUCACCCUGCCUUCCUCCUCUAUCCGCUAAUAUACGUAAUUUGCACCGCUCCGCUUGCUGCGGGGCGUAUAUACAGCAUGGCGGGUCACGAUGUAUCUCUUGCAUACUUCUGCUUCGCCGGCAGCAUGAUCGCGUGCAACGGGUGGCUCGAUGCCGUACUCUACUCAACAACACGACGAUCGCUCGUGUUUAGCAGCGCAUGUCGGCCGCCACCCGAGGGCGAUGUGGGCAUCGAGACGUUCGCUUUCAUGCGAACCCCAUCAGCGCGGAGAUACGGCAAUUUUGUCUUUGUUGCUGGGGGAGACGACGCGAACGGGAGGGGGGAUGGCGAAAGUGUGGACAAGGAAAGAUGGUGGAAAUGGGGUGGCAAAGACGUGGUGUCUAGGUGUGAAGGCUUUGAGGACGAGAGGAGAAAGGGUGAGAAGGAUGCGAAUAAGAGUCAGAUCAGCUUGAAAGGGUUCGGCAUGGGCAAUGGGGAGGUGAUGGGAAUGGCUAUCCAGUGCGAGACCGUCACAAAGGUUGUGGUGGAAGAGAAUGGGGACUUGGAGUACUAG
Neoarthrinium moseri is the source of this 1662-nucleotide messenger RNA. RefSeq lists its product as uncharacterized. The coding region runs from base 1 to 1662 and encodes 553 amino acids. Gene Ontology annotation, molecular function: G protein-coupled receptor activity. Lineage: Eukaryota; Fungi; Ascomycota; Sordariomycetes; Amphisphaeriales; Apiosporaceae. The record is from RefSeq and is a predicted model, not a curated record. The transcript is spliced from 2 exons. Gene Ontology annotation, biological process: adenylate cyclase-activating G protein-coupled receptor signaling pathway. Gene Ontology annotation, cellular component: plasma membrane.